UUCCCCAGACUUAGUUUCCCAGCCUCUGUCGCAGCUCUGUGCUUCCCUCCAUCCCCCUGGUGGCAGCUCCUGUCCGGUAAGGAAGAGUUAAGUCGGCCCACACGCACUGGCCAAUGGGCACGCGCAGCGCCUUCGCGGCGCCUCCUGAUUGGCGGGCGCUCUGGAUGGGCGGGAGGAGGGGGGGAGGGGUCGCCCCGCCUCCGAGCUGCGCUUAAAAGGCCACAGCUGUGCAGAGCCCGCGCAUCCGCUCACCUCGGCCAUGAGCUGCACGGAGCCUGCGGAGGCGCCUGAGGAGCGGAGUUUCCUCAGCACGGCGGAGGCGGCCGCCCUGGAGCGGGAGCUGCUCGAGGAUUACCGCUUCGGGCGACAGCAGCUGGUGGAGCUGUGUGGACACGCUAGUGCCGUGGCUGUGACCAAGGUGUUCCCUUUGCCUGCCCUCUCCCGGAAGCAGAGGACCGUGCUGGUUGUGUGCGGCCCAGAGCACAAUGGGGCGGUGGGGCUGGUCUGUGCCCGGCACCUGCGGGUGUUUGAGUAUGAGCCCACCAUCUUCUACCCCACGCGCUCGCUGGACCUGCUGCACCGCGACCUGACCACACAGUGUGAGAAGAUGGACAUCCCCUUCCUGUCCUACCUGCCCGCCGAGGUGCAGCUCAUCAACGACGCCUACGGGCUGGUGGUGGACGCCGUGCUGGGCCCAGGCGUGGAGCCCGCUGCGGUUGGGGGGCCCUGCACCCGCGCGCUGGCCACACUGAAGUUGCUCUCCAUCCCCCUCGUGAGCCUGGACAUCCCCUCAGGCUGGGACGCCGAGACCGGCGGCGGGGACUCGGAGGACGGGCUGCGGCCGGACGUGCUGGUGUCGCUGGCGGCCCCCAAGCGCUGCGCCGGCCGCUUCUCCGGGCGCCACCACUUCGUGGCCGGCAGAUUCGUGCCCGACGACGUGCGCCGCAAGUUCGCGCUGCGCCUGCCCGGCUACGCGGGCACUGACUGCGUCGCGGCGCUGUGACCGCCACCAAUAAACAGAUGCUACCA
This is a messenger RNA of Heterocephalus glaber (naked mole-rat), 1029 nucleotides long. It is a transcript of the gene Yjefn3, whose product is annotated as YjeF N-terminal domain containing 3. Gene Ontology annotation, molecular function: NAD(P)HX epimerase activity. Gene Ontology annotation, cellular component: mitochondrion. NCBI's taxonomy places the organism in Eukaryota, Metazoa, Chordata, Mammalia, Rodentia, Bathyergidae. The record is from RefSeq and is a predicted model, not a curated record.